This is a messenger RNA of Gekko japonicus, 438 nucleotides long. RefSeq names its product H3 histone, family 3C (gene H3F3C). Gene Ontology annotation, molecular function: DNA binding; structural constituent of chromatin; protein heterodimerization activity. Gene Ontology annotation, cellular component: nucleosome. Lineage: Eukaryota; Metazoa; Chordata; Lepidosauria; Squamata; Gekkonidae. The record is from RefSeq and is a predicted model, not a curated record.
AUGGCCUGUACUAAGCAGACUGCCUGUAAAUCCACUGGUGACAGAGCUCCAUGUAAACAGCUGGCCACCAAAGCAGCAAGGAAAAGUGCUCCCUGCACUGGCGGUGAUUUGAAACCUCAUUGCCACGGGCCUGGUACUGUGGCACUGCGUGAGACCCGUGACAGCUACCCCAAACCCACAGAACUUCUGAUCCACAUGCUUCUAUUCCAGAGGCCUGUGAGGGAAAUUGCGUGAGACUUCAAGACAGACUCGAGGUUCCAGAGUGCAGCUAUCGGUGCACUGCGGGAGGCUAGUGGGGCAUACUCGAUAUGUCUCUUUGAAAGCACAAACCUGUGUGCCGCCAUCCAUGCCAAGAGAGUCACCAUCAUGCCCAAAGGCAUCCAGCUGGCUCCUAGGGGAGAGAGCUUAAGAGGAGGCAGUUUUCAUGGUGGUUUGUAG